Messenger RNA from Fonsecaea nubica, 1005 nucleotides. RefSeq lists its product as hypothetical. The record is from RefSeq and is a predicted model, not a curated record. Bases 1 to 1005 code for a protein of 334 amino acids. The transcript has 2 exons. Lineage: Eukaryota; Fungi; Ascomycota; Eurotiomycetes; Chaetothyriales; Herpotrichiellaceae.
AUGGCGACGGUCCAGGGGGCUCCAUUUCUGGAUCCCUACGAAGUGGUCUUGACUUCCAGACCUGAGGACGGCUGCUUCCCCCCUCUCUCGUCGACUCGCCGACCCUGGAUACAAAAUGGAGUCCCGCUCGCCUCUGAGCGUCCAGGCUACAAUCUUCUCUUUCGAAUCCUGCAGCCUCCAGCGGCUGUCUCUCCUCGCUCCGUCCACUGUUACUUCAUGACCGACGAAGGCCGAACUCCUUGUGCUUUUACGCCGACCACCAUGGGCCGGCACCAUGUGUGGCAGGAGCUAACUUUCCAAGGACGUCGAGCUGAUCCUGCAAUGUGUCGAUGGCACAGAAGACGACCGGAACUGGAGACUAGUCUCCUGGUCCAGUUGGCAAUUGCCGAUGGUGCCAUAUUUGGGUACGACACUCUCGCCGACCUACGUCAGCAGGCCAUUCCGGCCGGCGAGGAUGAAAUGAUUCUCCGACUCAAGGAUGCAGCGUUGGACCAACCGAUCUUGCGGAAAUGCACGAGGACUGGCGGGGUGACCACCGACCCGAUGCCGAAAAGCGCAUUUCUCGCGAUUUUCAAGAGUACAGUGAUCAACGCCGGCUACUUUUGGAGCUUGUCCAUCCACGCCAUUAGGCGGAUGUUGGGAAACGGUGCUGACCUUAAGCCUCCCGCUCACUCAGCGUUCCCGGAGACACCUUGUAGCUCCUACACCAUAUCCACGCGGCAGACGUUCCUGCCCUCCACGUUAAUUCUACACGUUAGGGCGACACACCGCUGUCGAACGCUCACAGCACUUGACGCAAGCCGAUCUUUUGCUCUCCCCGCCGGCAACACCACUCGCAUACGACUGCGAGUCGGUCUGCUCAAGAUUACGCUUCGCGUCAAAAUUCCAGAAGGCCAUCGCAGAACCAAAGGCGCCAAAAGGAGAAGCAAGUGUCCCAAAGGGAAGAAGGCAGUAAUAACACCGAAGCAACAGAGUGGAAGAGGCCGGAAGAAGUCACUUCACUGA